Messenger RNA from Blastomyces gilchristii SLH14081, 1545 nucleotides. Its product is annotated as ubiquitin-conjugating enzyme E2, other. Gene Ontology annotation, molecular function: zinc ion binding; ubiquitin conjugating enzyme binding; ubiquitin protein ligase activity. Gene Ontology annotation, cellular component: ubiquitin ligase complex; cytoplasm. Bases 1 to 1545 code for a protein of 514 amino acids. Gene Ontology annotation, biological process: protein polyubiquitination; positive regulation of proteasomal ubiquitin-dependent protein catabolic process; ubiquitin-dependent protein catabolic process. Lineage: Eukaryota; Fungi; Ascomycota; Eurotiomycetes; Onygenales; Ajellomycetaceae. The record is from RefSeq and is a predicted model, not a curated record. The transcript is spliced from 4 exons.
AUGGACUCAGACGAUGACUUUAUGAGUGACGGCUCGAGUCAAGGUGAUAUUCUGGAUAUGCAGGGGAGUGAUGACGAGAGCCUUGGGGGCGAUUUUGGCGAUGAUGAUGAUCUUGGCGGCUCCUUUUACGAUAAGGAGAUCGUCAAGCAAACUCAAAAACCUUUCGAGGUCGAUUUUAAGGUCUUGAGUCCAGAUGAUAUCCAACGGGAACAGAGCUCGCAAAUAAACGAGGUUUCCUCGAUACUUGGCCUGCCUCCAGAAUCAGCGGCUAUCCUGUUGCGGUUUGGCCGAUGGAACAGGGAGAAACUGAUCGAGUCAUACAUGGAGGACCACGAUAGAAUACAGGAAGAAGCCGGUAUCGGUUCUGCCUUUUCAGGUACCCCAAAGACAGAGAUCGUCCCUGGGUUUAUGUGCGACAUUUGCUGUGAAGACGGGCCGGGCAUGGAGACGUAUUCUAUGCGAUGUGGUCAUCGGUUCUGUGUUGAAUGCUAUCGCCAUUACCUUGGCCAGAAAAUCGGAGAGGAAGGAGAGGCUGCGAGAAUAGAGUGCCCCCAGAGCAAUUGUCAUCGCAUCGUCGACUCGAAGACGUUAGACUUGCUGGUGACGGAUGAUUUACAGGACAGAUAUCAUCUGCUUCUAAUGCGGACCUAUGUGGACGACAAAGAGAACCUGAAGUGGUGUCCUGCUCCAAACUGCGAAUAUGCAAUAGACUGUCCGGUGAAGAAACGCCAGCUUAAUCGCAUAGUCCCCACCGUCCACUGCAGGUGCAGCCAUAGUUUUUGCUUCGGCUGCACCCUUGACGACCACCAACCACCCCCUUGUUCCCUAGUCAAAAAAUGGCUAAAGAAAUGCAAAGAUGACUCAGAGACGGCAAACUGGAUAUCCGCAAACACCAAAGAAUGCCCAAAAUGCUCGUCCACAAUCGAGAAAAACGGCGGUUGUAACCAUAUGACCUGUCGAAAAUGCAAGCAUGAGUUCUGCUGGAUGUGUAUGGGGCCGUGGUCUGAGCAUGGAACUAGUUGGUACAACUGCAACCGCUUCGAGGAGAAGUCAGGAGCAACGGCCCGCGAUGCCCAGGCGCGUUCGAGACAAUCGCUUGAACGAUACCUCCACUACUACAAUCGCUACGCAAACCAUGAGCAAUCCGCGAAACUGGACAAGGACCUGUAUCUCAAGACCGAGAAGAAAAUGACGAGCUUGCAGUCGCAAUCGGGGCUGUCGUGGAUCGAAGUUCAGUUCCUCGAUACCGCAUCCCAGGCCCUUCAACAAUGUCGACAAACUCUGAAGUGGACGUAUGCUUUUGCUUUCUAUCUUGCCCGUAAUAACCUCACGGAGAUCUUCGAGGACAAUCAAAAAGACUUGGAGAUGGCGGUUGAAAGCCUUAGCGAGAUGUUCGAAAGACCUAUUGAUCAGUUGUCGGCGCUGAAAGUCGAUAUCCUGGACAAAACAGCUUAUUGCAACAAGAGGCGUGUGAUUCUGUUGAGCGACACUGCGGAGAAUCUGAAGAACCAGGAAUGGACCUUCACUGUUGACCUGGACGACUAA